Molecule: messenger RNA, 2263 nt
Organism: Mastomys coucha (southern multimammate mouse)
Lineage: Eukaryota; Metazoa; Chordata; Mammalia; Rodentia; Muridae
Product: selection and upkeep of intraepithelial T-cells protein 1-like
Exons: 8
Coding region: 331-1554 (407 amino acids)
Biological process (GO): T cell receptor signaling pathway; regulation of cytokine production
Cellular component (GO): external side of plasma membrane
Molecular function (GO): signaling receptor binding
Source: RefSeq, a predicted model, not a curated record
UUUGGAACGUAUUGAGCCAUUGUAUUCACCCACCACCUUUAACUCAAGCCAAACAAAAUCCAAACACAGAGUAGAGAGGUGGGCCUGAAGUUCUAGUGGUAUCUGAGGAGGUAUUGGCAAUUGAAAACAGCUGAGAAAGGAAAGUCAGUUUUCUUUAAUGGUGUGAUCCCUUGUGGGUAGACCAUGGUACACUGGAAAGUGCCACGCCUAAAGUUAUAUGGGCAUCUUAAACAUGGUUGAAUAGUUCAACAACAGCAGCAGCAGCAGCAACAGCAGCAGCAGCAACAACAGCAGCAGCAGCAACAACAACAACAAAGGACACAAAGUGCAAUGGGAUCCACAGGACUAUGUUUUUAUGGACACUGUGUUGUCAUGUUCCUAUUUCAGAUGAUCACAGCAAGUUCAGAGCCAUUUACAGUGAAUGGCUUGGAGGGACCAGUCUUGGCUUCAUUGGGUAGAAACUUAGAACUCAGUUGUCAGUUGUCUCCACCACAACAAGCCAAGCACAUGGAGAUUCGCUGGUUCCGGAACUUCUAUACAGAGCCUGUGCACCUGUACAGAGAUGGUAAAGACAUGUUUGGAGAAAUUAUCUCCAAGUAUGUGGAACGAACAGAACUCCUGAAAGAUGGGAUUGGAGAAGGGAAAGUAACCCUUAGGAUCUUUAAUGUGACUGUUGAUGAUGAUGGAUCUUACCACUGUGUGUUCAAAGAUGGUGAUUUCUAUGAAGAGCACAUCACAGAGGUCAAGGUCACAGCUAUAAACUUACGUGUACAAAUUCAUGUGCAUCCUCCUACUACCAAAGGUGUGAUAGUGGAGUGUCACUCUGGAGGUUGGUUCCCACAGCCUCUUAUGGAAUGGCGAGACAGAAGAGGGGAGGUCAUUCCAGCUGCAUCAAAAUCCCAUUCACAGGGUGGAAACAAACUGUUCAAUAUGAAGAUAUCCCUUCUCCUUAGAGACAACUUCUUCCAGAAAGUCAUUUGCUGCCUUCAGAACCCUCUGACAGGCCAAGAGGAAAGGGCAAGUGUUAUCCUAUCAGAUGCAUUUUUUUCAUGGAAUAAGAUUUGGAAAAUGGUUCUGAGUAUAAUAUUAUUUGUGAUGGGGCUCUCUGUCUUGGUUUCUAGUUUUCUGCUGUAUCGUAAACAUAAUAGUUAUAGGUGUACAUGGGAUGCUCCUUGGCUGAUAGGCCUAUUAAUAAUGAUUUCUUCAGUGGUGAUUGUCAUAUCAGUCAUAAUGUAUUUAUAUAUGAAACAAAGAGUUCCUGUUUCAGAUACACAUUUUGAAUUGGAUACUUUGUGGGUGGAAGACAUAAGUGUCAUCCUGUGUUCACUGAUGGUGUCUGCCACCAUGCUCAUUUCCUAUACAUACUUCAAAUUGAGAGUUUGGUGCCAGCAAAAUCCUUCUCAGAGAGAUAUUCCCAGCAGCCAAUGGAAGCAGGUGCAAAGACCCAGAUCCAAACAUUUAGCAGAGUUUGGGGAAUCCUACAGAAGGAACGGCAAGGAAUGUAAGAACCAAAGAGGUCAAGGACACCACAAGAAAACCACAAGGAUCAACUAACCUGGACUUAUACAAGUUCACAAAGACUGAGCUGUCAGCCAGGGAGCCUGAAUAGGACUGACCAUGGCCCUCUUCCGAUACAUUACAGUUGUGUAGCUUGAUCUUCUUGUAAGAAUUCUAACAAUGGGAGCAGGAGCUGUUUCUGAAUCUGGUGCCUGGUUUUGGAACCCUUUCCAACUACUGGGUUGCUUCAUCCAGGCUUAGUAGGAGAGGAGGUGCCCUGUCUCACUCCAACUUUAAAUGCCAUGGCUGGUUGAUAUCGUGGAGGCCUGCCCUUUUCUGAAGAAAACUGGAGGAGGAAUUGAUGGUGGUCGGGGAGUGCAAUGGGGGUAGUGGGGACUUGGCUGAGAAGAGGUAGGGGAAAGUGUGGUCUGGGUAAACAUAUAAGUAAAUAAAUUAAUUUAAAUAUGAUAAUUCAAUGCUACAAUUUCUUCAAUGAGAAACAUGAAAGUUUUCGCAAGGAAUGGGGCCAGAAAAUUCCCAACCCUACAUUGAUAUCUUGGAAAUAUUCCCUAAUUAAUGCCUAAAGUUAAAUGCCUUGCUUUUAUUUUACAACCUAUUGCCUUUAUAGAAGCAGCAAGAGAUAUGAAAAAAGUCAGCCACUACAGAGAUUUUCAGCACCUGUUUAUUUGAUCUACCAAUAACCUACUAUCUUAAAUUAUUGGAUUAAAGAUGUGCACAGGAUUAAUAAAUUAUAAUUUUAUUUCCA